Messenger RNA from Arabidopsis lyrata subsp. lyrata, 969 nucleotides. RefSeq lists its product as uncharacterized. The annotation marks the transcript as partial. The transcript has 2 exons. The record is from RefSeq and is a predicted model, not a curated record. Lineage: Eukaryota; Viridiplantae; Streptophyta; Magnoliopsida; Brassicales; Brassicaceae.
UAUGGGGCUUAUUAUUACUCGAUUUGUUUGGAUUAUGCAGUUCAUUCUAGAUGUGCAACAAGGAGGGAUGUGUGGGAUGGACGAGAACUUGAGGAUGAGCCUGAAGAAAACGAAGAAUGUGAAGAACCAUAUAGGAUUGUGAGUGAUGGAGUAAUAAAUCACUUUAGCCAUCGAGAGCAUGAUCUAAGACUUGAGGAUGGUCCUACCGAUAUACAUGAUGAAUAUAUGCGUUUCAGAGCAUGCGUGCGUCCGGUCUACUCUAACACAUUCUAUAGUUGUAUGCAAUGUGAUGAUUUCAUUCUCCACGAAACGUGUGCUAACCUUCCUCGAAAGAAGCAACAUGUACUACAAAAUCAUCAACUUACUCUAUACCCUGAUGACAACAUAGUCAUGGAUUUUCCGAUGCUUCGUGGAGUUUUCUUAUGCUCUGCUUGUCACCGACUCUGUAGUGGUUUCAGGUAUGAAUGUUGCAAUAUCAAAUUAGAUGUACGAUGCGGUUCAAUAUUCGAACCAUUUUUCUACGAAUGUCACCCGCAUCCUUUGUUCCAGACUUCACUAGAUAGCAAGGUAUGUGUGACUUGCAAGCAAGAGUCGGAUUAUGUUUUGACUUGUAUAGAUUGCGAUUUUGUUUUGGAUUUUAAGUGUGCUACUUUACCACCUAAGGUAAGGUAUAAAUACGAUAGACAUCCUCUUAAACUAUGCUACGAUGGAGACAAGGACAUCGCCGGUAGUUAUUGGUGCGAGAUAUGUGAGAGAGAAAUGGAUCAAAAGAUAAUAUUUUACACUUGCGGAAGCUCUGGUCCGACUACUCAUAUCGAGUUUGUACUGGGAGAUUUCAGGUAUGUGAAGCUUCGACUACAUUUUGAGUUCAAUAAAAAGAAAUGGGAAGUGGCUUUGAAUGGUAUUAAUCGACCAGGAUGCUACAAGUGUGGCUUUCAUAGACUAGGAAACUCGAAUUCCGUUGGAUGA